AUGGCGACAAGUACAGCAAUACCAUCUAAUAUUAUUUCUACUUCCUCUUCACCCAAUAAAACAGCAAGUCUAUCAUCAUCACCACCCACAACAACAACAACCACCACUGAUGCAACAAUACCAAUGCCAACUGUUGAGCGUAUAAUGAAAACCAUUCCAUGUCCACCAAACGCACGUUUAACAGCUUAUGAUGUAUUCGAUGCACGUGGAAAACCUCGCGUUGAUGUAUUAAAGACACAUUUUAUAUCAGAAGGACGCGUAACUGAAGAUGUUGCACUUAAAAUAAUUGAAGAUGGUGCAAAAUUAUUACGACUAGAAAAAACUAUGGUCGACGUUGAAGCACCUAUAACUGUGUGCGGUGAUGUUCAUGGACAAUAUUUUGAUUUAAUGAAGUUAUUUGAAGUUGGUGGUUCGCCAGCUACAACUCGUUAUUUAUUCCUUGGAGAUUAUGUUGAUAGAGGUUAUUUUAGCAUUGAAUGCGUUCUUUAUCUAUGGUCAAUGAAAAUUCUCUAUCCAUCAACACUUUUUCUUCUUCGUGGUAAUCACGAAUGUAGACAUUUAACGGAAUAUUUUACUUUUAAAACAGAAUGUAAAAUAAAAUAUACAGAACGUGUAUACAAUGCAUGUAUGGAAGCAUUCGAUUGCUUACCACUUGCUGCUCUUAUGAAUGGUCAAUUCUUGUGUGUUCACGGUGGUCUUUCACCAGAAAUUCAUACGCUUGAAGACAUAAAAAAACUCGAUCGCUUUAAAGAACCACCACCAUAUGGACCAAUGUGCGAUUUACUAUGGUCUGAUCCCUUAGAAGAUUAUGGUACCGAACGAACAACUGAACAGUAUAGUCACAAUACAGUGCGUGGAUGUUCGUAUUUUUAUAGUUAUGCUGCGUGUUGUGAUUUUUUACAAAAUAAUCAAUUAUUAUCCGUAAUUCGUGCUCACGAAGCCCAAGAUGCAGGUUAUCGUAUGUAUAAAAAAUGUCAGAGUACCGGUUUUCCAAGUUUGAUUACAAUAUUCUCUGCUCCAAAUUAUCUCGAUGUCUACAAUAAUAAAGCUGCUAUACUCAAAUAUGAAAAUAACGUGAUGAAUAUUCGUCAAUUCAAUUGUUCACCUCAUCCUUAUUGGUUACCGAAUUUCAUGGAUGUAUUUACAUGGAGUUUACCAUUUGUUGGUGAAAAAGUUACUGAAAUGCUCGCUAAUGUUCUUAAUAUUUGUUCGGAUGAAGAAUUACAACCUGAUAAUACAGAACCUGAUGAUAUUGAUAUGACAAGUGAAGCCGCACUAGCGGCACGCAAAGAAGUGAUACGCAAUAAAGUACGAGCUGUUGGUAAAAUGGUUCGCUAUUUUGCAACAUUGAGGGAACAAAGCGAGGAUAUUCUAACAUUAAAAGGAUUAACACCAAGCGGUACACUACCAUUGGGUACACUCGAAGGUGGUAAAAUGGCUAUUGAUCAAGCAAAACAAGUAAUUGCUAAUAAAAAGAAAAUAUCAUUCGAAGAAGCCAAACGCUUAGAUAAAAGUAAUGAAAGUAUGCCACCAUGGCAACAACUUCAUCCUUCCUCGUCCGGCCUUACAUCGGGUAUUGGUUCAAGUGGUACAGCAUCGUCGACUAGUGGUUCAUCGUCACCACGGAUUGUCGGAACUUCAGCUGUGCCAUCGAUGCUCGUGUCCUCAGCAGUCUCAUCAGCACAACCAGUUAAUACGUUAGCUGAUGCAUCGUCAGGUGUGACAACAAAUUUGCUAAUGGAUUCGACAAAUACAAACUGUAAUGGUAACGAUAAAACACCCGGAAAACCUACAAAUCAGCAAUCGUCACAGCAUCGAACGAAGUGA
Rotaria socialis is the source of this 1827-nucleotide messenger RNA. The record is from the annotation of a GenBank genome assembly. Lineage: Eukaryota; Metazoa; Rotifera; Eurotatoria; Philodinida; Philodinidae.